Molecule: messenger RNA, 889 nt
Organism: Staurois parvus
Lineage: Eukaryota; Metazoa; Chordata; Amphibia; Anura; Ranidae
Source: the annotation of a GenBank genome assembly
UCUGGCUGGACAGCAGGCAUCGGGUCACCAGGCAUCAGGUCAUUUGGCUCGACAGCGGGCACCGCGUCAUCUGGCAAGGCAGUGAGUGGGCUCCGAGUCAACUGGUAUGACCGCGGGCACUGGGUCAUUUGGCUCGACAGCGGGCACCGCGUCAUCUGGCAAGGCAGUGGGCUCCGAGUCAACAGGCACGACAGUGAGCACCGGGGCAUCAGGUACCGGAUUGUCUGGCUCGACAGCGGGCAUCGGGUCACCAGGUAUGACAGCGGGCACUGGGUCACCAGGCAUCAGGUCAUUUGGCUUGCCAGCGGGCACCGCGUCAUCUGGCAAGGCAGUGGGCACCGGGUCACCAGAUAUGACAGCGGGCUCUGAGUCAAUUGGCACGACAGCGGGCACUGGAUCAUUGGUACCGGAUCAUCUGGAUCAACAGCGGGCAUCGAGUGGUCAACUGGCCCAACAGGAUCGUCGGGCUGGACCAGCUCAUCAUGCUGAGUAGCGGCAUCAGCUGAAUGCAGGCAUCAGGCUGAGGAGAGGCUUCAGGCUGAAGAGAGGCAUCCGGCUGAAGAGAGGCAUCCGGCUGAAGAGAGGCAUCAGGUCCGAGUAGAGGCUUCAGGCUGAGUAGAGGCUUCAGCUGAACCACGGAAGGCAGGCUCACCGGUUGGAUACUGGCAGGAUGGUAUUGGUUGGAAAGAAUUUUCGCUUUUUUCUGGUUUUAACUACUGGAGCACUGCAAGUAAACGCAGGUCUGCAAAACGAAAUGGAGCAGCUGGAGACAGAGAAAACUGGAGGAUAGAACAGGAGAGGGAGCAGUUGCUACAGAGGGCUCUUUUACAGGGUUAAAGGCAGGAUAGGUGCAGCGAGUGGGAACAGGGUACUGACAUGCGGUAGAUAG